This is a messenger RNA of Gaeumannomyces tritici R3-111a-1, 1995 nucleotides long. RefSeq lists its product as hypothetical. Gene Ontology annotation, biological process: transmembrane transport. Bases 1 to 1995 code for a protein of 664 amino acids. Lineage: Eukaryota; Fungi; Ascomycota; Sordariomycetes; Magnaporthales; Magnaporthaceae. The record is from RefSeq and is a predicted model, not a curated record. The transcript is spliced from 6 exons. Gene Ontology annotation, molecular function: transmembrane transporter activity.
AUGAACUUGGCGACCAUGUUCGGCCGCCUCGACGUCCAGACCCUCCUAGUGCUAUUCUACCUCAGCAUCGGCACCAUCUCGGGCUCCGUCCUCCUCUGCUACAUCCCCGACCACCCCCGCCGCGCGGGCCUCCCGCCGCCCUACGGCUGGCGCGCCAGAUCCAGCGUCCGCGCGCUGUACGUCUUCGCGUGCGCCGUCUUCUGGCCCGUCGCCGUGCCGAGCGUCGUUACUUACUACGAGCUCACGGAGCGCAACGCCCGCCGCGCCCGCCGCGCCCUCCGCAACACCGUCUACCUGCCGCGCUACGAGCCCGACCCGGCCCGCGACCCGGCCUUCAGGCCCCCGCGCCCGAGCCCGUCGGGCGGGUCCGUCGUCUUCUCGGCCCGCAUCCGCCGCGUCACCUGGGAGAACGUCCCGCUCAACGGCGUCGCGCCGCGCCGGACGACGACCCCGCCCCCUUAUUGGGAUUACGCUUGGAAGCGUGUUAAGGCUGUUACGUGCUAUUUCUUGUGCCAGGAUAUUGGGGGGUCGGCAUCGCCUGCUGCGCCAAGACCAACGGCCGAGAAGGAAGUCACUCCGGCUACCACGCCCGCGCCCCUGCGGCGUCAGGGAUCCCUCAUGAACACAGGUCUGCAGACAGCCAUCAGCAGCCCCGAGAAGACCACCGGCACUGUCGUCCCCGAUGUUGAGAAGCAGGCGCGGGUGUACGCCACACAAAACGCGGCCGCCAACGACGACAUCAACCAGAAACCCGGACCAGACGACUGCUCCAACUUUAGGCAGGAUGGCGUGGCCAGGGUACAGGCAAUGACUUCGAUGUGGACGAGCAAGACCAUGUGCAGCAUAUUUGCCAUCCUCACAGGCAGCGCCACGCUGGCCGACAUGACGAUGCUCAAGAAUCGCAUGAUCGCGCUCGGCUUCAACGCGUCGCCCAUGAUCAUCAGCUACGUCGCCGGGCCCGUCAUCGUGGAGCGCUUCAUCGGCGAGUCCAGCUUCCGCUGGGCCUUGGCGUCGUCCUCGUUGGCGUCACCGUCCCCGGUCGCCCUCGUUUUGGUCGUGAACGAGCGGAAGUCCAGGGUGGCCGGCAUCCUGACCGCCGGGCCGUCGGGCCGGUCCUGGGUCGACGCUUGCCGCCACUACUGGGUGCAGUUCGACGUCGUCGGCCUGGCCCUCAUCACUGUCGGCGGGGCACUGCUUCUGCUACCCUUCUUGCUCACGACAUACGUGGACAACGGCUGGGUCAACGGCAGCCUGAUCGCCAUGCUCGUCAUGGACCCCGCCCAUCCUGUGCGCCUUCGUCGCGUGGGAGUGCUGGUGGACGCCCGUGCCCGUCUCCCCCUGGAGGUCGCGCACUCCCAGGACAUGGCGGGCGCGGGAUACAUCCUCAACGCCUUCUCGCUGACCAGCGCCACGCUCGGCGUCCUCGUCGGCAUCGCCAUUCGCUGGACCAGCAACGUCAAGUGGGCCGCCGCGGCCGGCGUUGCCGUUCCUGGUCCUGGGCACGGGCCUGCUCGCGCGCUUCCGCAACCCGGACUCGUCCGUCGGCGUGCUCGUCAUACUGACAUGACUUCAACGGUGUUGGCAGCGGCCUGCUCGCGCUGUGCGCCCAGCUGGCCGCCAUGGCCUCAGUCAGCCGCAACGAGAUCACCGUGGGCCCGGUGCUGCACGGCCCUCUUUGGCGGCAUCGGCACCGCCGUCAAACAGGCCAUCGCCGGCGGCCUGUGGAACAAGGUGCUGCCCGCCAAGCCGGCCGAGCUGCUGUCGGACGAGGCCAAGCCCGACGCCGCCGAGAUCCUUGGCGAUAUGGUCAGCCAGAUGGCGCAGGGCGGCGCCAUGCGCGACGCCAUCAUCACCACCUACGGCCAGGCCCAGCACCUCAUGGUAAUUGCCGGCUGUGGGUUCGUGCCGCCCGUAGUCAGCUCGCUGUUGCUGUGGAGGAACAUUAACGUCAAGGGCCGGGGACCCAUUUGGGUAAUGGGUCCAAAAUCUGGGUAA